Molecule: messenger RNA, 4257 nt
Organism: Alligator mississippiensis (American alligator)
Lineage: Eukaryota; Metazoa; Chordata; Crocodylia; Alligatoridae
Gene: ADAM17
Product: ADAM metallopeptidase domain 17
Exons: 19
Coding region: 73-2583 (836 amino acids)
Biological process (GO): Notch signaling pathway; membrane protein ectodomain proteolysis
Cellular component (GO): plasma membrane
Molecular function (GO): metalloendopeptidase activity
Source: RefSeq, a predicted model, not a curated record
GGGUGUGGGCCCGGCAGGGCAGGGCGGGGCGGCGCGGGCUGCCCCGGAGCCCCGUGAAGUCGCGCUCGGAUCAUGAGGCCCCGGCUGUCGCUGUGUGCGCUGCUCGCGGCCCUGGCGCUGCUGGGCGGGGCGCCGGGGCUCGGCGCGCGGCACCGGGCGGCCAACGCGUGGCAGCGCCGCGGGAACCCGCAGUACGAGGGGCUUGAAUCUAUGCUCUCAGAUUUCGACGUUCUCUCUCAGUCAAAUAUCCAGCAACAUUCUUUAAGAAAAAGGGACCUUCAGCCAGAGACGCAUGUAGAAAGGCUGUUAAGUUUUUCAGCCUUGCAUAGGCACUUUAAAUUAUACUUAACUGCAACUGCUGAACACUUUUCAGAAAAAUUUAAAGCAUUAAUUGUGGAUGGUAAAGGCAAGGAAAAGGAAUAUCAUGUCCACUGGCAAGAAUUCUUCACUGGACAUGUUGUUGGUGAACAUAAUUCUAAGGUUGUAGCACACAUUGGUGACAAAGACUUUACUGUAAGAAUCAGUACUGAUGGCGAAGAAUACAAUAUAGAGCCACUUUGGAGGUUUAUAGAUAACACCAGAGAUGAAAGACUGUUGGUCUACAGAUCUGAAGAUAUUAAGGAUUUCUCACGACUGCAGUCUCCAAAAGUGUGUGGUUAUUUAAAGUUUGAUGCGGAAAAACUGCUGCCUGAAGGACUUGAGGAGAGCAAGGCAAAUGAAGUGAAUGUCCAUCGGGAAAGAAGAGCUGCUUCAGAAUCCCCCAAGAACACAUGCAAGAUGCUUGUGGUUGCAGAUCAUCGCUUCUUCAAGUAUAUGGGCCGUGGGGAAGAAAGCACAACUAUUAACUACUUAAUUGAAUUAAUAGACAGAGUGGAUGACAUCUAUCGAAAUACCUCCUGGGACAACGCAGAAUUCAGCGGAUAUGGCAUACAGAUAGACCAGAUUAUCAUUCACAAUGAACCAAAUCCUGUAAACCCUGGAGAAAAGCAUUAUAACAUGGCCAGAAGUCAACCAGAUGAAGACAAGGAUGCCUGGGAGGUGAAGAUGCUGCUAGAGCAAUUUAGCUUUGAUAUAGCUGAGAAAGCAGCUCGUGUGUGCCUUGCCCAUCUCUUUACAUACCAAGAUUUUGAUAUGGGAACGCUUGGAUUGGCUUAUGUUGGGUCUCCCAGGCCUGCCAGCCAUGGGGGCAUUUGUCCAAAAGCUUAUUAUAGUCAAAUUGCCAAAAAAGACAUCUAUCUGAACAGCGGCUUGACCAGCACAAAGAACUAUGGCAAAACGAUCCUUACAAAGGAAGCAGACUUGGUAACUACUCAUGAACUGGGACACAACUUUGGAGCAGAGCAUGACCCUGACAGCUUGCCAGAAUGUGCUCCCACUGAAGACCAGGGAGGAAAAUAUGUUAUGUAUCCAAUUGCUGUGAGCGGAGAUCAUGAGAACAACAAGAUGUUCUCAAACUGCAGUAAACAAUCCAUCUAUAGGACCAUAGAGAACAAGGCCCGGGAAUGCUUCCAAGAGCGCAACAACAAAGUGUGUGGGAACUCCAGGGUGGAUGAGGGUGAGGAGUGCGACCCUGGCCUUUUGCACCAGCAUGAUGAUCCCUGCUGCUCUGCUGACUGCAAGCUGAAGAAAGGUGCCCUAUGCAGUGAUCGGAACAGUCCCUGCUGCAAAGGCUGCCAGUUUGAAAGUGCCCAGAAGAAGUGCCAGGAAGCCAUAAAUGCUACUUGCAAAGGAGAGUCCUAUUGCACUGGAAACAGCAGUGAGUGCCCUCCACCAGGGAAUGCUCCAGAUGACACGGUCUGCGUGGAUCUGGGCAAGUGCAAGGAUGGCGAAUGUAUUCCAUUUUGCGAGAGGGAGAAGAGCCUACGUUCGUGUGCAUGCAAUGAAACUGACGACUCCUGCAAGGUAUGCUGUCGGGACAAGCAGGGCAGGUGCAUGCCGUACGUGGACGCAAGCCAGAAGUUCCUGUAUUUGCGCAAAGGGAAGCCAUGCACGGUGGGGUUUUGCGACAUGAACGGUAAAUGUGAGAAGAGAGUGCAAGAUGUGAUUGAACGAUUUUGGGAUUUCAUCGAUCAGCUCAGCAUCAAUACCUUUGGGAAGUUCCUAGCAGACAACAUAGUAGGCUCUGUUCUUGUGUUCUCCCUGCUGUUUUGGAUUCCUCUCAGUAUUCUUGUCCAUUGUGUGGACAAGAAAUUGGAUAAACAGUAUGAGGAGAACACAAAAUCUCUCUUUUGCCCCAGUAACGUUGAAAUGCUCAGCAGCAUGGACUCUGCCUCAGUGCGAAUUAUCAAGCCUGCUGCACAGUCCACAAGUCGGCAUCAGCCACUGCAGCCAGUCAUGGUGAUGCCUCCAGUCGCCGCAGCACCAAAACAGGACCACCAAAGAAUGGAUACUAUUCAGGAAGACCCAAGUACUGACUCUCACAUUGAUGAAGACGGGUUUGAAAAGGACCCUUUCCCAAAUAGCAGCUCAGCUGCCAAAUCUUUCGAGGACCUUACAGACCAUCCUGUCACCAGGAGUGAGAAAGCUUCAUCUUUUAAACUGCAACGUCAAAAUCGAGUGGACAGCAAAGAAACAGAAUGCUAGUGUCUUGCUGCCUUCCAAACCUGAGACUCCUGUGUGCAAAAUAAAUUCAUCUGUUUGAUCUAAAACCAUUUCAUUUCUAUAAAUACAGAUCUAUGUAUAUAUUUUUGUGAGGGAAUAGAAGAAAUAAGGAAGCGACCUACUGCAGAUGCUGGUCAUGUGUAUGACCUUCCUUAAUUUAAGUUUCUAGAACGUUCUGUCUUUUGGAAACAAAAUUCAGACUAAAACUAGUUUGUUUUUGAAUUUGGCUUUUUUCUUCUCCUCUCAAUCUUUAACAUUUCCUUCAACCUGUGGUGUAAAAUGGAAUAUCCUGCUGGAUAUUAGAUUGUGUAUAUUAGCAUUUUUAUAAUUUAACUUUUUGUAGUUGAACAGCACUGAGACACAAAAGCAUUGGGUUUUUUUCUUUUUAAGAAAACAGAACAAAAAAGUCUUUUUUUUUUUCCUCCAGAGCCUAGAGCAGUUAGCAGUUUAAGUACCUGUAAGCUCAACUCGAAGCAGUAUAAAGUAUCUUUUUGUUUUGAGAACAAAGGAUGAGUGCAAUGAAAUUUUUGUUUCUUAAAAUGCAUUUUACUGGAGUAUGACAAAUACGACAGAUGCACACCGAGUUGCACAAGGUUUUCACUGCAUGGCUUCCAUUUAAAAACCAACAGAAAUUGCACAGCAAUGAAAAUCUUGUAUAAUUCACUGAAAAUAUCCCCAUUGUCUGAAAGCUGUUUUCAGUCGCAACUUGUUUACAUUUCAUUACUUCCAUUGCAUAAAAAACAUUUACUUGCAAGUCUUCUCAGUCUGAAUUACGAUUCUUAUCUGCAAUGGUAAACAAGGCAUACUCUUAUCUAGGAUAAGUAGAGAAAGCUUAGGCCCAGGUUUUAACCAAGGUUCAGCGUGAAAUCAUUUUGAUUCAAAUUUCUAUAUAUAAGUCUGUUGCCAUGGAACUUAAAAGAAAAGCUAGUUCUUAAAAGGAUCCAUAUAAUACUUAAUUGAAAAAAAUAGUAUACUUGGUGCAUCAAUUCUGGUUAUUCAGAAAAUUAUAUUGAUUUCAGCUCCAAUGUAAACACUGAAAAAUCAAGGCUUGCCAAUUUUAGAGAAACAUUUUGUAAGGGAUUCUUUUAAGUUCAAGGUUUCCAUACAGGUAUUACAGCAUAUAUUAUGUAUGACUUUAAUGGUUUCCCUUUUAAGUUGGCAAAGCUUAUUUCAAAAGGAAUAGAUACAGAUAUUGUAAUCUGUGUGUCAGGAAUGGUAUAGGAGUUAUUUAAGUCUGCCUUAACACAUGGACUGCCAUAGUGGAGUCAUAGGGCAGCUGUUACUGCUUUGACAGAACAGAAAGAUCUUAGUUCUGCAUGUUUUAGCCCAUAAUCAUGUCCUAUGGCUGUUUUAUAUAAAUCAAUGUCCACUAGAAAGCAAAGCAUUCAUCAACCAAGAAACCUUUGUGAUGGAAAACUUUUGUAUUUUUUUUUUAAAUUUGAUGGCAGUUAAUGAAACCUGUGACAAAAGAAAUGUGUUUCUAAGAUUCUUGUUACACUAAUACUUGAACUUGUGCCUUAUGGUAUUCCUGUCUUUAACCAGCCAUGUUAUUUUUAGUUACACUGGUUUUUGGAUUUGAUAAGCAGUGGUAAACUUUGUGUGAGGAGUUGAUUCAACUCCCAGUACAAUGUAAAAAUAAAAACUUUUUUAAUAGAA